This is a messenger RNA of Paramuricea clavata, 1395 nucleotides long. NCBI's taxonomy places the organism in Eukaryota, Metazoa, Cnidaria, Anthozoa, Malacalcyonacea, Plexauridae. The record is from the annotation of a GenBank genome assembly.
AUGCCAUGUUCCAUCACAAGAAACUCCACAUUGAGAGAUCCCAUCAUGACAAACCGUCGUUUGGUCUACGAUUAUGGACGAGCCAAAUUUGAUGAUCUAAGAAAACGUCUAACGGACAUGGACAUAUGUUCUCUCAUGAGAAACAAUGUAACGGAAACGAGUAUCGAUGAUGAUUGGUCAAUUUGGAAGAACACUGUGAUGACUGCUGUUCAUAAUUGUAUUCCCACUAAGUAUAUAGACCUGCGUCGCUCACCACCUUGGAUAACACCAAACAUCUUGCACCAGAUUCGUAAAAAAGCAACUGCCCGUAAGAAAUUUCUACAUAAAGGAACGGACUAUCUCAAAGAAAAGUUUAGCAGAUUACGAAGCGAGGUCAAAAAAGUUAUACAAGAAAGCAGAGAGUCAUUUUUCGCUUCCUUGGGCAGCUUUUUAAAGGUGAAUCCCAACCGUUUUUGGUCCGUAUUCAAAUUUAAUUCAAGUUCUGGAAACAUACCGAACUCUGUCUCAAGAUUCGACAAUAACAAUCCUGGGAGUAGAUUACAAGCUAAUACACCUAGUGUACUAGCUAACACACACAUUGCGACGAUGUUUAAUGAGUACUUUCAAUCUGUCUACACCUGCUUUAAGGAUCUAUCACCUUCGUUUCAACCAGAUUCAUCUUCCCCAUUAUCCAGCAUUUCAUCAAUUGACCUAUCGGUAGAAGUUUUCCAAGCCUUGCAGAACUUAGAUCCAUCAAAGGCUCAUGGUCCUGACGGGUUUCCUUCACGCAUUCUAAAAGAAUGUGCCUUCCAACUAGCUCCAUCACUUCAUCAUCUAUUCACUAAGUCGCUCUGCUUAUCGCAGGUUCCAGCCGAGUGGAAGUUAGCCAACAUUGUUCCCCUACACAAAAAAGGACAAAAAGAUCAUGUGGAAAAUUACCGCCCUAUUUCAUUGCUAUCAAUCAUAAGCAAGGUCCUUGAAAGAUGUGUCCUCAAUCAUGUAUCCUACCAUAUUCAGUCCAACAUUAAUUCCGCGCAGUACGGUUUCGUUAACGGUAAAUCAAGCACAGCUCAGUUAUUAUCAAUAUUAAAUAUUAUUGGAAAGAACUUGGAUAAGGGAUUACAAACUGAUGUUGUUUUUAUGGAUAUUGCUAAGGCUUUCGAUACCGUUGACCACUCCAAACUGUUGCAAAAGCUGCAGGAAUUCGGUUUUUCUGGUUCUCUCCUCCUGUGGUUUAAGGAUUAUUUAUCCGGACGCUUCCAACGAGUAACUGUUCACGGUGCUACGUCGACCACUUUAUCCAUUACUUCUGGGGUUCCACAAGGAUCGUUAUUGGGUCCCUUUCUCUUCUCUGUAUAUAUCAGUGACUUACCUAGCUAUGUAUCAUCUAUCUACUGGGGUCGGACUGUUUGCUGA